This is a messenger RNA of Sporothrix schenckii 1099-18, 309 nucleotides long. RefSeq lists its product as uncharacterized. Bases 1 to 309 code for a protein of 102 amino acids. The record is from RefSeq and is a predicted model, not a curated record. The transcript is spliced from 2 exons. NCBI's taxonomy places the organism in Eukaryota, Fungi, Ascomycota, Sordariomycetes, Ophiostomatales, Ophiostomataceae.
AUGGCAUGGGCCGAGUCGUUGACGAGGCCGGCCAUGACCUGGUCGGCUGUACCUGCGCCAAACCGCUUGUCAACCGUUUCAUGGUCCGUCAGGCCGCUGGUGUGCAGUAGCAGGUGGCGCAGCGUGACGGGACGGCACGGCGCUCGCAUCUGCGGUGUCGGUCCCACGCUCCACAAGCUGCAACGCCGCAAUGUGCGUAACGAUCUUGCCGGCCGAGCCGAGCGUCACGGUGCUGUCGGCAUCGAGCAGAGGUGCGUCGUCGUUGACGCUGUCGCAGAGCCACUGGCGGCCGGCCGCGUGGCGAUAUAG